UGACUUCUGUUCAGCACUUGAACAGUGAGGUUGGAAAAGGUUGGAAAGCCCUUUGACUCUCCAGUGAAGUUUAUAGUUUCUUCUGUCUUCCUAAAAUUCACAUUCACAGGCUGUUGGCUGCAGAUUGUUAUUACCAUGUCUGAUUCAGUAAUUCUUCAAAGUGUGAAGAAAUUAGAAGAAAAUUAUGGCUUUGAGUCAGACAAAUCAAUUAAUAAUAAGAAUACAAGGUUACAAGAUGAGAAGAAAGAUGAUGGUAUUCGAGUUGGCUUCUUUCAGUUGUUUCGUUUUUCUUCAUCGACUGAAAUUUGGCUGAUGCUUGUGGGAAGUUUAUGCGCAUUUCUCCAUGGAAUAGCCCAGCCAGGCGUGCUACUCAUUUUUGGCACAAUGACGGAUGUUUUUAUUGAUUAUGACACUGAAUUACAAGAACUCAAGAUUCCAGGAAAAGCGUGCGUGAAUAACACCAUAGUGUGGACCAACAGCUCUCUCAACCAGAACAUAACAAAUGGAACGCGCUGUGGAUUGCUGGACAUUGAAAGUGAAAUGAUCAAAUUUGCCAGUUACUAUGCUGGAAUCGCGGUCGCGGUCCUCAUUUCAGGUUAUAUUCAAAUAUGCUUCUGGGUAAUGGCUGCAGCUCGUCAGAUACAGAACAUGAGAAAAAUUUACUUUAGGAGAAUAAUGAGGAUGGAAAUAGGAUGGUUUGACUGCAAUUCAGUGGGGGAGCUGAAUACAAGAUUCUCAGAUGAUAUUAAUAAAAUCAAUGAUGCCAUAGCUGACCAAAUGGCCAUUUUCAUUCAGCGCAUGACCACGACCAUCUGUGGUUUCCUGUUGGGAUUUUACAGGGGUUGGAAACUGACCUUGGUUAUUAUUUCUGUCAGCCCUCUGAUAGGGAUUGGAGCAGCCAUCAUUGGUCUGAGUGUGUCUAAGUUUACAGACUAUGAGCUGAAGGCCUAUGCCAAAGCAGGGUCAGUGGCUGAUGAAGUCAUUUCAUCCAUGCGAACAGUGGCUGCUUUUGGUGGUGAGGAAAGAGAGGUCAAAAGGUAUGAGAAAAAUCUUGUCUUUGCCCAGCGUUGGGGAAUUAGAAAAGGGAUAGUGAUGGGAUUCUUUACUGGAUACGUGUGGUGUCUCAUCUUCUUUUGUUACGCUCUGGCCUUCUGGUACGGCUCCAAACUGGUCCUGGAUGAAGGAGAAUACACACCAGGAGCCCUCGUGCAGAUCUUCCUCAGUGUCAUAGUAGGAGCUUUAAACCUUGGCAAUGCAUCUUCUUGUUUGGAAGCCUUUGCAACUGGCCGUGCAGCAGCUGCCAGCAUUUUUGAGACAAUAGAUCGGAAGCCCAUCAUUGACUGCAUGUCAGAAGAUGGUUACAAAUUGGAUCGAAUUAAGGGUGAGAUUGAGUUCCAUAACGUGGCCUUCCACUAUCCUUCCAGGCCAGAGGUGAAGAUUUUAAAUAAUCUCAACAUGGUCAUUAAACCAGGGGAAAUGACGGCUCUGGUAGGAUCCAGUGGAGCCGGGAAAAGUACAGCUCUACAGCUCAUUCAGCGAUUCUACGACCCCUGUGAAGGCAUGGUGACUUUGGAUGGUCAUGAUAUUCGCUCUCUUAACAUUCAGUGGCUUAGAGAUCAGAUUGGAAUAGUGGAGCAAGAGCCCGUUCUGUUCUCCACCACCAUUGCAGAAAAUAUUCGCUAUGGCAAAGAAGAUGCAAAGAUGGAAGAUAUAGUCCGAGCUGCCAAGGAAGCCAAUGCUUACAACUUCAUCAUGGACCUGCCACAGCAAUUUGACACUCUUGUUGGUGAAGGAGGAAGCCAGAUGAGUGGUGGUCAGAAACAGAGAGUAGCCAUUGCCAGAGCCCUCAUCCGCAACCCCAAGAUCCUGCUUUUGGACAUGGCCACAUCUGCUUUGGACAAUGAGAGUGAAGCCAUGAUUCAGGAAGCACUGAGUAAGAUUCAGCACAGGCAGACGAUCGUUUCGGUUGCCCAUCGCCUGUCCACCGUCAGAGCUGCAGAUGUCAUCAUUGGUUUUGAACGUGGCACCGCUGUGGAAAGAGGCACCCACCAAGAACUAUUAGAAAGGAAAGGUGUUUACUUCACUCUCGUGACUUUGCAAAGUCAAGGAGAUCAAGUGCUUAACGAAGAGGAUGUGAAGGGAGAAGAUGAGAUGGAAAGUGACGUACCUGAGAGGACCUUUAGCAGAGGGAGCUACCAGGACAGUUUAAGCUACCUAAAGCCAAAGAGUAUAUGCUCAGUCUAUGUUUGUGUGUGUAUUUGGAUGGUUGAUGCAACCUUCUCUCCCUUCAAGGACAAAGAUACUCCUGUGGAAGAGGAAGUUGAACCUGCCCCAGUUAGGAGGAUUCUGAAAGUCAACGCUCCGGAGUGGCCCUACAUGCUGGUGGGGGGUGUGGGUGCAGCUGUUAACGGAACAGUCACUCCCCUCUAUGCCUUUUUAUUCAGCCAGAUUCUCGGGACUUUUUCACUCCCUGAUAAAGAGGAACAAAGGUCACAGAUCAAUGGUGUGUGCCUACUUUUUGUAGCAGUGGGCUGUGUAUCCCUUAUCACCCAAUUUCUGCAGGGAUAUGCUUUUGCUAAGUCUGGGGAGCUCCUCACAAAAAGGCUACGUAAAUUGGGUUUCAGGGCUAUGUUGGGACAAGACAUUGGCUGGUUUGAUGACCUCAGAAAUAGCCCUGGUGCAUUGACAACAAGGCUUGCUACAGAUGCUUCCCAAGUUCAAGGGGCUGCAGGCUCUCAAAUCGGAAUGAUGGUCAAUUCCUUCACCAAUGUCACUGUGGCCAUAAUCAUUGCCUUCCUCUUUAGCUGGAAGCUGAGCCUGGUCAUCUUGUGCUUCUUCCCCUUCUUGGCUUUGUCAGGAGCCGUGCAGACCCGAAUGUUGACAGGAUUUGCCUCCAAGGACAAGCAGGCUAUGGAGAGAGUGGGACAGAUUGCAAGUGAAGCUCUCAGCAAUAUCCGCACGGUUGCUGGAAUCGGGAAGGAGAGGUGGUUCAUUGAAGCAUUUGAGACUGAGCUGGAGAAGCCUUUCAAGACGGCCAUUCGGAAAGCGAAUGUUUACGGAUUGUGCUUUGGCUUUUCCCAAAGCGUAGUGUAUGUUGCUAAUUCUGCUUCCUACAGAUACGGAGGCUACUUAAUCCCCAAUGAGGGGCUGCACUUCAGCUAUGUGUUCAGGGUGAUCUCUGCAGUUGUGCUUAGUGCAACAGCUCUUGGAAGAGCCUCCUCUUACACCCCAAGUUAUGCCAAAGCUAAAAUAGCAGCGGCACGCUUUUUUCAGUUGCUGGACCGACGACCCCCAAUCAGUGUCUACAGUAGUGCAGGUGAAAAAUGGGACAACUUCCAGGGGAAGAUUGAUUUUGUGGACUGUAAAUUUACGUAUCCUUCUCGCCCCGAUGUGCAAGUUCUGAAUGGCCUCUCCAUAUCGGUCAGUCCAGGGCAGACACUGGCAUUUGUCGGAAGCAGUGGAUGCGGCAAAAGCACCAGCGUUCAACUGUUGGAACGUUUCUACGAUCCUGAUCAGGGGAAGUUGAUGAUAGACGGGCAUGACAGCAAAAAAGUGAAUGUCCAGUUUCUCCGCUCAAACAUCGGAAUUGUGUCCCAGGAACCAGUGUUGUUUGCCUGUAGCAUAAUGGACAAUAUCAAGUACGGGGACAACACCAAAGACAUCCCCAUGGAAAGAGUCAUAGCAGCCGCGAAGCAGGCUCAACUGCAUGACUUUGUCAUGUCCCUGCCAGAGAAAUAUGAAACUAACGUUGGCUCCCAGGGGUCUCAGCUUUCUCGAGGGGAGAAACAGCGCAUUGCUAUUGCUCGGGCCAUCGUCAGAGAUCCUAAAAUCUUGCUACUGGAUGAAGCCACUUCUGCCUUAGACACAGAAAGUGAAAAGACGGUGCAGGUUGCUCUGGACAAAGCCAGAGAGGGUCGGACCUGCAUUGUCAUUGCCCAUCGCUUGUCCACCAUCCAGAAUGCGGAUGUGAUCGCUGUCAUGGCACAGGGGGCGGUGAUUGAAAAGGGGACCCACGAGGAACUGAUGGCCCAGAAAGGAGCCUACUACAAACUAGUCACGACGGGAGCCCCCAUCAGCUGACCAGGCCCAAGAACUUCAUACAAGAUGGCACACCAAAUGGCUGGAGGGCUCAUCUGCUGCUUCCUUAGAGAGGAAUGUCCAUAUUUUACUUUUACAGACAUUGCCAUACAUUGGGAGCCAAGUUAAUUUCUAAUGACGUUCAAUAAUAAUUCAGCUUAGAUGUUUAUAUAGCAAAUGAAAGAAAUGAGGCUGAGUGUGAAUGAAAAUGCAAUGUCAAGUGGUUGCUCAGCCGCCAGCUGGCACUUCUCUGUGCAGGAGCAGUCCUGCUUACUACAUGAGAAGUAAAGAAGACUGGACUCCUCCAGGGCAGAGGAUAUCCUUGACACUGUUGAACCCUAGGUGUGCCCAGAGGCUGGUCUAUGACAGGCACUGAACUAAGGUUUGUUUGACUAAAGUCAAACGUGAAAAGAACAGAAGGACUGGAGACCAGCUGUACUGGUCUGUGUCCUCAUCUGUACUCAUCUGUGUCCUCAUCACCCUCCUCUGUCUGUACUGGUUGCUCUUCUUUAUUUCCUGGAAAUCCUAUGCAUGUAAUGAAAACAGUGCAUUUUAUUUUGCUCUACCUUUAUAAAAUGUUAUCCAUAAAAGCUGGUUAAAUAUGGCAGGAAAAACUCAAGUUUAUCCCUGUUCCCUCAAAAUACCAGUUCUCCUAAUGGAGAAUUAAAGAAGGCAUGAAUCUACAAGAAUAAAGCAAACAAGAUGAUGCCAGAAACCAGAUUGGGGGAGCCAGAAAUCAAAUGGACAACUGAUAGAGGAUUUGAAAGAUGAGAACAAACAAAAAUGUAAUCUGUUAGUGAAGGGAAGCCUAGAGGCAUCUGUUUUGUACCACAGCUCCUUAGAAAAGCUCAGGAUGUAAAGAUACUGACUGGCUCCUUUUGGAAGGGGGAGGCCAGAUGUGGCUGAAGACAGAAGAAUUGACCGAAGCCUUCCUGGGUGAAGCCUGCCCUUCCACAAUCCAAGCAGAAGAUUGGAUGCUCCCUCUCUGGGAAGUUCACAGACAGGCUUGGAUUUAAGGACAUAGGUUGCCAUUGAAGGGGUGGCAAGCAUACAAGAGAUAGGAGGAUUGAGUGCAAAGUCUUUAUGUGAUCAGAAAACUCUCAGCCCCUUCCUGCCUCUGCAGGAGAUUAAAGAAUCAUUCUCUGGGAAAACUGGCCAAUCUAAGAUAGGAGACCCAUAACUGCUAGGGAUCCUCCAAUGCAAAUUUUGUAUCCAGAUUGUCCUAGGGUGAAGCCCACUUGCCAACAGCCAGCACUCACUCACUCAGCUUCCCUAGGCUUUCAGUGUCUCCCCAUGCCGUGCAUAGAAAUGGACUGCCCAGGCUCACCAGACACCAAGCAGAUAUUUUAACAUAUAAAUCAAAAGCAACAACAAUAGAACAUCCAGGAAAGGGCAGUGCCUGUGGCUCAGUGGGUAGGGCACUGGCCCCAUAUACCAAGGGUGGCGGGUUCAAACCCAGCCC
Otolemur garnettii (small-eared galago) is the source of this 5539-nucleotide messenger RNA. RefSeq names its product ATP binding cassette subfamily B member 11 (gene ABCB11). The transcript is spliced from 28 exons. NCBI's taxonomy places the organism in Eukaryota, Metazoa, Chordata, Mammalia, Primates, Galagidae. Gene Ontology annotation, cellular component: membrane. The coding region runs from base 136 to 4080 and encodes 1314 amino acids. The record is from RefSeq and is a predicted model, not a curated record. Gene Ontology annotation, molecular function: ABC-type transporter activity; ATP binding; ATP hydrolysis activity. Gene Ontology annotation, biological process: transmembrane transport.